AUGCAGACUCUGCGGUAUCGUCUUUUUCCUCUCUCUAGAGUAGCUAAAGGUUGUAUUGUGCUUAACCACAGAAAUAUUUGUAUUACUGGAUAUUUUUCGUUGAUGGAUCAAUCACUUUCUUCCCUAGCAUUUAAAGGAUCAAUCACAGAAGCAAUUGCUGAAGCGAAACAACAGAAGAAACUCUUUGUCGUCUAUACUUCUGGCGAAAAUCCAGAGUCGAAACUUUUAGAAACAUCCAUCUGGAGCGAUCUGAAUGUUGCGGAGUCAUUGACAAAAUACUGCAUUUUGUUACACAUCUUGGAAGGAAGCUCGGAUGCAACAAACUUUUCGGCAAUAUAUCCACACAAUUCUGUCCCAUGUAUAACUGCUAUUGGAUACAAUGGUGUACGUCUGUGGGAAAAAGAGGGAUUUGUCACUGCUGAUAUUCUUGUUUCCAAUCUUGAGAAGGCAUGGUUAAGUCUUCAUGUUCAGGAGUCGACCGCAGCUUUCUUGACUGCUGCACUUGCUUCUAAGAAACAACAGGCUACUGGGACUUCUGAAACUGCCUCAUUGGAGCAUGAGACUGAUAUUCCAUCAUCAACGGAUAAUCAAGUUCAAUCUCUGCAUGCUGAACAGUUGUCGAAUUCUGUGGAAACAGAUGACAGUAACAGUUGCAAAGAUGCUUCUCAGGAGAUGGAUUCUGAAUGGAUUCUUAAUGGGGAUUCUUCCACAUCUGUAACGGAAAAUAUAUCGCUGAAUCCCUUAGAAGUACAUCCAAAUAACUCUGAAGUUGACCAUUUUAUUCCAGACAAAAAUGUGGACUCCCGUGACCAUCAUUUGGAAGUCAGCAAAGAUGUUUCUCGUGAGAUUUCCAGCAAGGCAAAUGAAGAAGCACAGUUUGAUGUAGAGAAUACUGAACAAGUUGAGAAUGCUGAUGUUUCAGAUUCCGCUGAUGUUUCAGAUUCCUCUGCUGUUCAAUCAAAUGAUGUGUUUUUAAAUGUUAAAUUGCCUGAUGGGUCCAGUUUACAAGUGAAGUUCUCCAGGAUGACCACCUUGAGAACGGUCAAAAAUCAUAUAAAUGAAAAUCAAUCAAACAGCUUUGGCUCUUAUAAUUUAGCAAUUCCAUACCCCCGCAAGCUUUUCAGUGACCAAGAUUUGGACAGCACAUUAUCAGAAUUGGGUCUGACCAAAAGACAAGCAUUAGUAGUGGUUACGAGUAAGGGAAGUAAUUUGCAGUUCAAAGGAGGAUCGUCGUCAUCUUAUCAAACUAACUCUUCCAGUGAUAUUGGUGCUUCAAAUGGUAGCAAUCAAGGGUAUUGGGCAUUGCUGAAAACAGCUUUAUCUUAUGUGAAUCCUCUCUCCUAUCUUGGUGGGGGUGGCUCAUCGAGUCUUGCUCAGGAAUCACAAAGUGGCUCAUGGCAGUAUGGUCCAAACUCCUCAAUUGUGAAUAAUCCAAGGGGUGUUGAUCGACCCUCCACUGAUCAAAAUACGUCUACAGGCAGCAGGAGCAGGCAGCAACCUUUUGGAUUUGGUGGAAACAUCCACACCUUGAAACAUGAGGAUGAUAGUCGAUUCAAUGACAGAAAUGCCUUUUGGAAUGGAAACUCUACACAAUAUGGUGGCGAUGGUGAUGGAAAAUGA
Messenger RNA from Fraxinus pennsylvanica, 1620 nucleotides. The record is from the annotation of a GenBank genome assembly. Lineage: Eukaryota; Viridiplantae; Streptophyta; Magnoliopsida; Lamiales; Oleaceae.